Molecule: messenger RNA, 1614 nt
Organism: Fukomys damarensis (Damara mole-rat)
Lineage: Eukaryota; Metazoa; Chordata; Mammalia; Rodentia; Bathyergidae
Gene: Tmx1
Product: thioredoxin related transmembrane protein 1
Exons: 8
Source: RefSeq, a predicted model, not a curated record
GGCAGUGGGCGCCAGAGGAUCCGGGCCGCAGCGAAUUUUCUCCUAACUUUUCUGUUUGGCUUUGAGGAUGAGAUUGGGGCGGGACGGAGGGUCUUGCCCCGCAGUUCACCCUUCAUAGACUUCUGUACUUAUUUUUGUCAAGCUUUAGGGAAAAGGAUAUUAAGCAAAAAUCUCUACCUUUUGUGUGCCUUUAAAUGUAAAUAUAAUGUCCAUUUUCAGUGCUGGAACUGGGGGCUCUUUGUUUUGGGUUAUGCUCCAUGGUGUCCUGCUUGUCAAAAUCUCCAACCAGAGUGGGAAGCUUUUGCUGAAUGGGGAGAAGAUCUCGAGGUUAAUGUUGCAAAAGUAGAUGUCACAGAGCAGACAGGACUGAGUGGAAGAUUUAUCAUAACUGCUCUUCCUACGAUUUAUCAUUGUAAAGAUGGUGAAAUUAGGCGCUAUCAGGGUCCAAGGACUAAGAAUGACUUCAUAAACUUUGUAAGUGAAAAAGAGUGGAAGAGUAUUGAACCUGUUUCAUCGUGGUUUGGUCCAAGUUCUAUUCUGAUGAGUAGUAUGUCAGCACUCUUUCGGCUUUCCAUGUACAUCAGGAAUUGCUAUGACUAUUUUAUUGAAGACCUUGGACUACCAGUUUGGGGAUCAUACACAAUUUUUGCUUUAGCAACUUUGCUUUCAGGACUGUUAUUGGGACUUUGUAUGAUAUUUGUAGCAGAUUGUCUUUGUCCCUCAAAAAGGCGCAAAACACAUUCAUAUCCUUCAAAAAAACCAUUACCAGAAUUUUCUGAACCUCAGAAAAAAAUGGUGGAGGAACAAGAGGCUGAUGAAGAAGAUGUUUCAGAAGAAGAAGCAGAAAAUAAAGCAGCAAACUCAGACUUCCCACAGAGUGCCAUAAGACAACGUCCUGUGGGUCCAUCAUUAGCUGCAGAUACAUCCUAGUUAAUUUUUAUAAGUAUCUUAAUAUUGUGAUUUUGACAAAGCAGAAAAUUGACCAUUUGUCUUGUUUUAAAGUGAACUAUGAUUUGUAUAUUGCAGAGUUCAGUCUAAUUGUCAUUGGAUUGAACAUUUUAUUCAGAAAAUACAAGCAAGUAUAAAAGUUUGAAAUAUGAUUUAAGAACAUUGGAGGUUUAAACACUUGUUUAAUUUUAGAAAAUCUGGUGCCAAGCAAUAAGAUUUGUGUAUGUUUAGUUUAGUAAUAACCUCUUUCAAGUCAGAGUUGAGCGAUUAUAUAUCCUAAGAUUUACAUUAAUGGGGGUAUUUAAGAUUACUUAGAGAAAAAAAUUUCUCAUUUGAUGUAUUUUUUCUCAGUUUCACUGUGUGAAAAAAAGAACAUAUUUCCCAUAAAUGGGAACUUUGCCCCUUGUCUAAAGAAAUGUGUAUAUCGGUGAUAAUUUUGGUCUUUUAGAGAUAUAGUCCAAAAUUUCUCACUUUUUAGAUUAUAUAGCUAGUGAAAACUGUCUUGCUUUAAUUACAGUUUUCUUUUUUAACGUCAUAUACAGGAUAUGCUACUGAUUUAAGUUUUUAUAAAUCCUAGGUGUUCUCUUGAUUCCUAUAAAGGUUUGUUCCUGUUUUAUUCCUUUUCUUAGUUUUAUGGUUUCUUAUUUUGCCUUAGAUUUUUUUCAA